Erinaceus europaeus (western European hedgehog) is the source of this 3660-nucleotide messenger RNA. It is a transcript of the gene CLDN12, whose product is annotated as claudin 12. The coding region runs from base 409 to 1143 and encodes 244 amino acids. Gene Ontology annotation, cellular component: plasma membrane. The transcript has 4 exons. NCBI's taxonomy places the organism in Eukaryota, Metazoa, Chordata, Mammalia, Eulipotyphla, Erinaceidae. The record is from RefSeq and is a predicted model, not a curated record.
GAAAGUGGCCGCAGGUGAGACCCCGUGGAUUCUGGGAAUUGUAGUUCCCCCAGUCAUCCAGGACAUUCUUGGUUAGGGCCUCCGGGAACCUGCUUGUGCUCCCAGAAGCCUCCAGUGCAGCUCGCCAGGAGCAAACUACUUCCUGGGAGCCGAGAGGGAGCCGCUCUGAGAGGCUCUUGGGUGCUGGCGAGCCGAAUGCUUUGGCUUUGAGAAGCAGGCCCAUAACAUCCCUCCUUUGUUCAAAUGUGCACAUAUUCUUCUAAGCUGAUUAAAGUUGCUUUAGAACAAAGAAGAACCUCAAAGAAUUCAUUUAACAGAUAUUUGUUAAAUUGUUCCAGUCUACGAAGCAUUGAACUGGUUUCUGAAUGCUGAAAGUCUGACUGACAGUACUGCACAAGCCUGCCUGCCAUGGGCUGUCGGGAUGUCCACGCGGCCACAGUCCUCUCCUUCCUCUGUGGGAUUGCUUCAGUAGCAGGCCUUUUUGCCGGUACUUUGCUUCCCAACUGGAGAAAAUUACGACUCAUCACAUUCAACAGAAAUGAGAAGAACCUCACAGUUUACACAGGCCUGUGGGUGAAGUGCGCUCGAUACGAUGGGAGCAGUGACUGUCUGGUUUACGACACCACUUGGUACUCCUCAGUGGACCAGUUAGACUUGCGGGUCCUCCAGUUUGCUUUGCCUCUCAGCAUCGUGAUUGCAAUGGGUGCCCUGCUACUCUCCCUGAUCGGAAUGUGUAACACAGCCUUUAGGUCCUCAGUGCCUAACAUCAAGCUGGCCAAGUGUCUGGUCAAUAGUGCAGGCUGCCACCUGGUGGCUGGACUGCUGUUUUUCCUGGCAGGUACUGUGAGCCUCUCUCCAUCCAUCUGGGUGAUCUUUUAUAACACCCAUCUGAACAAGAAGUUUGAGCCAGUCUUUACAUUUGACUAUGCAGUGUAUGUCACUAUCGCUAGUGCGGCGGGCCUGUUUAUGACUUCCCUUCUUCUGUUUAUUUGGUAUUGUGCAUGCAAAUCUUUGCCUUCUCCUUUCUGGCAACCACUAUAUUCCCAUCCUCCUAGUAUGCAUACUUACUCACAACCCUAUUCAGCACGCUCCCGCCUCUCUGCCAUUGAGAUUGACAUUCCAGUAGUUUCACACUCUAACUAGUGGCGAAAUAGUUGUUAAAGAAAACCUCUUUUGACCUCUUGUCUCCCUUGUGCAAAUAUUUAGUUUUGGACCUGUAUACAUUUUCCCUUUGUUUUUGGUCAGUCAGUGAACAGAGCCCAAUUUAUAUGUGCUAAUAAAAUGAAGUGCUGCUAGUUUUUAUUAACACUACAUUGUUUUAAAUGUGAAUCAUUCAUUUUCUCUUCUCAUGCUAAAAGGAUUUUUUUUUUUUAAUCUCAUAUUGCUAUCUGAUCACUUGUUUAAGUGGAAAGGAUGAAUGUCUCAGUUGAGGUGACUUAAAAGCAAAGUAAAACUUUAAAUGAUGGCUAAAAGAAACUUGUUUUUGUAAAAUCAUUGGAUAUUUCAGAAUGUGUACUAUUUUUUUUCUAUAAUACCAUAAACUAGAAAGAAAAGGUAAUUUGAAAAUAUAUGAAAUAUCUAUAAGAUAAGGAUGUUUUAAUAGUCCACAGUCUACCAGCUUAAAUCUAUAACUUUUCUUACUACUCUCUUGGGGCUAAUGAAUAUAAUUAGAAUAGAGUUUGAUAUUUUAAAGGCUACUUUCUUUUGUGACUUCUUUAUCUUCUACCUCAUGCCAGUGUUCAGAAAUAAAAGACAUUUAAAGUGGUAUCAGAGAAUAAACCUAACAUUUUAAAUAUCUCCUUGUUAUGACUAAUACAUAGCAUCCUUUCAGAAUUAAUGACUCCAUAAAUUGUAUUUUUGGAGUUAAAAAUGUAUCAUAUGCUGGAUUGGUGCUUUCUUUGAGGCAGGAAAAAAAAAAGUUUUUUUUUUUUUUCUAGAUAUCACCUGCCAGUUGGUACUCAUGUCUAUAGAUGGUCUCUUAGUAGCCAACAGUAAGAAAUAAAGUACCCCAAGUGUUUGUUUCCAUUUAAUCAGCAUAAGGAAACGUCUUGUUUUUUGAUGACAUCAGAGAUUUGCUCUGGUGACUGUCUUUAGAGUGUGAAGUAAAUCAUGACUUGCCAUGACCAGAUGCAUCCUUGAUUCACCUCCUGUCUCCAUCACUGAUUAUUUUCUUGAGCAUUUAUCUUUGCCUGACAACUUGAGUAGGUGCUAUAGAGUAUACAAAAACGGUAUGACAUCUGGGCCAUUCCACUAGGAAUUUUUAAUAACACCAAACUGUUAGCUGACAGAAAAACAUUCUGACUUGAUUGGCAGCUAGUUUUAAUUCUUAAUCAUCCAUUCAAGAGUAUAUUUCAACUAUGAAGACAUGACUUUUUUUUUUUUUUUUUUGCCAACAGGCUCAUUGAAUACCUGCAACAUUCUGGAGUCUUAAAGUUGAAUUCAUUGAAUCCUAAGAGAACCUAUUUAAGUCUACAUUGCUGUUACUAUUAUAUUAGAUUCAUGAUAAUGAGUAAAAUGAAAUAGAAUUCAGUUGUUCCUUUUUCACAUCUGGAAGCAUGAGGAUAUACUGGAAAGGGAGGAGUAUUUGAAAUCACUCUUCUGAUAGUAUAACAUUUAGCUGAGACUGUGCUAACACUGAGAUGAAACUAUUGAUACAGGGUUAUUGGAUCUUUACCAUGAUGAAUUUAUGAUGCUAACUAACUGGUGUAGCUUUCUUCAUGUUAAUACUGUAUUCAUAAAGAUUUUGUUCUGCUAACCAUUAAAUUUCACAAACAGUUGCAUGGUAAACAGAUUAUGCCUCCUUAGCAAAUCUGAGUAUGAUUCUGAUACUUCUGUAUAUACAAGUCGGACUUCCACCCCCAUCCCAGUACUACUUUGUGUAUGUAGUAAAUAAAUCCAGUUGCUUAACUUUGAAAUGCAUGCAAGACUAUGUUCUUUUUUAGUUAUAGCUUCUAAUGUUCAGUUUCAUUUCUUUUAACUGUCCUCAGAUAUAGAUGAGUCUUGAUCAUUUCAAGAUGAUGGCACGUAGAAUUUUUAUGAUAAUGUCAGUUUUCCACUGGUUAAUUAAUUUCACUCUCCCACCAAAGCUGUCCAGAAGUGUCAAGAAUUCUCCUGUCUCUUGUAAAAAUAGUGUUAAAGGAAAAUGGGAUUAGCCAUUAAAACACUAAAUAGUAUUUAGUCCAGGGGAUUAUGAAAUGUUCAGCUUUUCUUAUAGUAAUCUUUGGCUUCGUUAUAUGUACUUAAAUUAGUAUUUGUAAGGGAUUCACUAGGUAAAAGAAACAUCUGUUUCUUUUGAUAUCUUAACUAUUUCAGAUUUGUGAUAGCAGCUGUUGUUCAAAGCCAUCCAAAAAAAGGGAAGAGUUUGCAAUUCUUUUAGUAACCUUUGAGCAUUCAUCAGGCUGGCAUUGUGAUCAGGGGAUAUCUUUUUGUUAUAAAAGCCUAUUAAUAUUGAAAGCCUUUUUAUAGAAUCCAGCUUGGAGAACAACCUUAAAUGUGGUGUGAUGCACCAGAUUCAGUCUGUCAAGCCUUGAAAGAAAGAGAAUCUUGAGUUUACUUGUAAAUAUGCAAUAUAAUAGGUAUGUUUGCUAUAAACUGUGAUGUAAACCUCAAUAAAAGUACACUGUACUUCUUGAUGUUUUAUUAAAAGAUGUAUUUUUACAA